AUGGUUUCCACCAAGCUGUUCCUGACCAUAACCGCCCUGGCUCUUCAUGCCACAGCCCAUCCCUCGCUGCUCGCUCCCAACACGGCCCUCGGCUGUGUUGCGCCCAGCAACUGUUCGCCCAUCGGCGGCUGCCAGUUUUGCUGCUCCAAAGGAAUCAAGCCCAAUAGCUUCAAGUGCCACUCCCACGGUGAUAAGAACUGUGGUAGCCUCAACCACCGUUCAAAGUUCGCCUACACUGCACACUCUCUACGAUCACUCAGGGCUUUCAUGACACCACGAUGA
This is a messenger RNA of Sodiomyces alkalinus F11, 282 nucleotides long. RefSeq lists its product as hypothetical. The transcript has 2 exons. Bases 1 to 282 code for a protein of 93 amino acids. The record is from RefSeq and is a predicted model, not a curated record. NCBI's taxonomy places the organism in Eukaryota, Fungi, Ascomycota, Sordariomycetes, Glomerellales, Plectosphaerellaceae.